Ixodes scapularis (black-legged tick) is the source of this 687-nucleotide messenger RNA. RefSeq lists its product as uncharacterized. NCBI's taxonomy places the organism in Eukaryota, Metazoa, Arthropoda, Arachnida, Ixodida, Ixodidae. The transcript is spliced from 2 exons. Gene Ontology annotation, molecular function: zinc ion binding. The record is from RefSeq and is a predicted model, not a curated record. The coding region runs from base 84 to 491 and encodes 135 amino acids.
GCCACUCCGGCGCCACCGUCGCUUGCGCUCCCCAGCGCCGCCCGUGGUCGACCUAAGAACGAUUGGUAUGUUCCCAUCUGAAAAUGGCGGCUCGCACGUGCGAUCCGACGGUGCUCUUUUGCGGCUUCAGAAGGAUUGACGAGAUCGCAGAAUAUUUCAAAGAAAAGUCACUGAAGUUAGGGGAGCAACUUUAUGCGGGCCGUCACGUGUUUGGCGUGAAAGAAGAAGUCCUUCAUACUACAGCUCCCAGCGAAGUUGUAGGGAAAUGCCUCGCGCAGAUGAAGUCUGCUGUUUACAACGUCCGGCUUCAGCUUUUAGCGCACCCGAGACUCAUCGUGGGCGCGAGCUGCACCUGCAAGGCUGGCGUGCGUGGGUGGUGCAAACAUGGAGCAGUGUGUCUCUGUCGUCACAUUGCAUAUCUUUGCAGUUGUGUCUCUGUCGUCACAUUGCAUCUCGCCUUGUACGACGAAGGGAAGAUCGUGGGGAUGUAAGCGGGGUGCUGAGCGAUGGAGCUUUUUUUGUUUCCUAGGAAGUGGCAGCUGCAAAUCCUGGCCUGCCCAUUCGCGGGUUCCCAGGGGUCUCCGUCUCCGCUGUACACAAAAAUGCAGUGUCUAACUGUGCCAGCGAGAAACAAUUCUGUAUCAUGGAGAGCAAACAAAAACCGAGAAGCGACAAAAAAAAAAAAAA